Molecule: messenger RNA, 1629 nt
Organism: Dalotia coriaria
Lineage: Eukaryota; Metazoa; Arthropoda; Insecta; Coleoptera; Staphylinidae
Gene: Bap55
Product: Brahma associated protein 55kD
Exons: 3
Coding region: 125-1396 (423 amino acids)
Biological process (GO): nervous system development; chromatin remodeling; regulation of transcription by RNA polymerase II
Cellular component (GO): SWI/SNF complex; NuA4 histone acetyltransferase complex
Molecular function (GO): chromatin binding
Source: RefSeq, a predicted model, not a curated record
GCCAGUCACAAAAUGACGCUACAACCAUUUACAAAAACAAACUAACCUCCAAAACACCACCGAAAAGCCGCAAAACAAACCGCACAGAAUCAUCAUUAAAACUAAGUAAAACUUAUAUUUUAUAAUGUCGGGGAUGUUGUACGGAGGAGACGAGAUCGGUGCGCUCGUCUUCGACCCCGGCCACCACUCACUACGCAUAGGCUACGCUCAAGAAGACACCCCGAAGGCAGAAAUCCCCGCUGUGGUCGGCGUGGCCCCCGACCACUCGCCAAAAAUCGAACAGGAAGCAAAACAAGAUCCUUCUAAUAUUUCUACUACACCACCAGCAUGGAAAUACUACAUCGACACCACUUUCCUGCACACGCCGCGCCCCAACAUGGAUUUACAUUCAUACAUGAAGGAUGGCAUGAUUGAAAACUGGGAACUAUUUGAAAAAGUGAUUGAUUAUGCUUAUUCAAAGAUAAUUCAAUCUGAUAGUGAGUAUCAUCCGGUGUUGUUUAGCGAAAGUCCGUGGAAUCAGCGUCCGAAACGCGAGAAACUAAUGGAGAUUAUGUUUGAAAAGUAUAAAGUACCUGCAUUUUUUCUUGUAAAGAAUGCUGCUCUGGCUGCAUUUGCAAAUGGUAGAUCCACGGCGUUGGUGAUAGACAGCGGCGCGACGCAUACGUCUGCUGUGCCGGUUUUAGACGGAUAUGUUAUUAGUAAUGCUGUGGUGAAGUCACCACUAGGUGGAGAUUAUCUCAUUUUAAGAGCUAGGGAGAUGUUGGAGAGUAUGGGGAUUGAUUUGACGCCGUCAGCCUUGAUUCAGACGAAAGAUGUUAUUCGCGAGAAGGAUAAGCCGAAAUUUGCGAAGAAACCAUUGAAUUUCACGCCGACGAAUACGUGGUCAUCGUAUAUGACCAAGAAAACCGUUCAGGACUUUCAACAGACUGUAUUACAGGUUUAUGAAACACCGUAUGAUGAGCGAGUUGCUGCAGCGAUCCCAAGUGUUCACUACGAAUUCCCCACAGGUUUUCAUCAGGACUUUGGUCCGGAACGUUUUAAACUCGCCGAAGGAUUAUUUGACCACGCCAUGUUAGGUGCUGGCAAUAUCGCCGCAACAAGCGCUGGAAUGUGUGACGUCGACGUUCGUCCAGCCCUAUAUAGUUCUGUAGUCCUCACAGGAGGUAACUCUUUAGUACAAGGUUUCAGUGACAGAUUGAGUCGUGACAUUUCAUCGCGCAUGCCCGGCUCGAUGCGACUGAAAAUGAUCGCUGCUAAUGGAACAGUCGAGCGCCGUUUCGGCGCGUGGGUAGGUGGAUCAAUUCUCGCGUCGAUAGGUACCUUCCAGCAGAUGUGGGUGUCGAUGCAGGAGUACCAAGAGUCUGGUAAGGUACAGAUCGAUCGUAAGUGUCCUUAAUCACAACCGGCAUACCUCACAUCAAACAUGGGAUCAUCUCAAAACGAUACAAUACGCCACCUAGUGGUGGCGAUGAGUAAGUAAUUUUUAUCAACGGUAAUGACGCGAUACGAUACGAAUUUCCUUUUUAUAUCUGAUUAUAAACCUUAAUUUAAGCUUAGAAUUAAACGCUAGAUAUAGAACAUGUGGAAAAGUAACAAAUGUAUAGUGGAUUAAAGUGAUUUUUGUAAGUA